This is a messenger RNA of Eremothecium cymbalariae DBVPG#7215, 1356 nucleotides long. RefSeq names its product serine/threonine-protein kinase. Gene Ontology annotation, biological process: cellular response to oxidative stress; protein phosphorylation. Bases 1 to 1356 code for a protein of 451 amino acids. Lineage: Eukaryota; Fungi; Ascomycota; Saccharomycetes; Saccharomycetales; Saccharomycetaceae. The record is from RefSeq and is a predicted model, not a curated record. The transcript has a single exon. Gene Ontology annotation, molecular function: ATP binding; calcium/calmodulin-dependent protein kinase activity.
AUGUUAAGCCCAUUAGAGAAAUCUCCUAAAGAGGAUACUAAAAAGAAAGUUGAAAAGCUUAACAAGCCCAAAGACCCACCUUUGGUACAAGGACAUGCAAUCACAAAGUUUUUAAACAAGGUCACAGGUCAGCCUGCAUCUUAUGUGAAUAAGUUGGAUUAUAUUUUCGGGAAGACUCUAGGUGCGGGUGCCUUUGGUGUUGUUCGUCAGGCACGCAAUAGUAAUAAUGAUGAGGAUGUUGCGGUGAAGAUUCUAUUGAAGCGUGCUUUGAAAGGGGAUGAAUUGAAUAUGUUGUAUGAUGAGUUGAUGAUUUUGCAGAAGUUGGAUCACCCGCAUAUUGUAAAGUUCAAGGAUUGGUUUGAAUCAAAGGACAAGUUUUAUAUUGUUACGCAGCUUGCUACUGGUGGGGAGUUAUUUGAUAGAAUUCUAAAGAAGGGUAGAUUUACUGAAACAGAUGCAGUCAAAAUUGUGGUACAAAUGCUCGAGGCUAUUGAGUAUAUGCAUUCAAAAAAUGUUGUUCACAGGGACUUGAAGCCGGAAAAUGUGCUUUAUCUGAAUCCAUCUGAUGAUUCCGAACUGGUUAUAAGUGAUUUUGGUAUUGCUAAGCAACUUUCUUCCGAAGAUCAUCUCAUCCAUAGAGCUGCUGGUUCUAUGGGUUAUGUUGCUCCAGAAGUGCUUACUACAAGUGGCCAUGGAAAACCUUGCGAUAUAUGGUCAUUAGGUGUGAUUACUUACACUUUACUGUGUGGGUACUCGCCAUUUGUAGCAGAAAGCUCAGAGGGUUUCUUGGAAGAGGUAACUCGUUCCAAGUACCCGGUAACUUUUCACAAGCCAUAUUGGAAUAGCAUAUCUGUGGAGGCCAAGGAGUUCAUCUUGAAAGCGUUAACCCUAGAUCCUUCCGAAAGACCUACUGCUACCGAACUUCUGCAAGAUACUUGGAUUAUUUCCAAGCAGCAGAACACUGAAGACUUGUUGCCAACUAUCCGUGAAGGGUUUAACGCCUCCAGAAAGUUCCGCGAAGCAAUGCACAUUGUCAUCUUGAACAAUAGAAUCAAGAAACUAAGGCAACUAUAUGGUGUCGAUGAUGAAUUUGAUACGGAUCUCGAAGAAAACGACUCAUCCAGUUCUGAGCGUAAAAGCUUGGGUGUUGAAUCCCUACAAAGCACCCUGAGAUCACUGUCCCUGAAGUCCCCUACUGAUCAAUCGACAGAACAAAAACAACUUAAGUCCCAGCUAACUCAACAGGCAUUUGUUCAACUGGUACUUGCUGCGAAGGAAAACAAGGACAAAAUUCUAAAGUAUCAGGAUACCGAAAAUUCUAUGGGCUCCACGGGCUCUACAAACUCUGACAAAUAA